Homarus americanus (American lobster) is the source of this 1699-nucleotide messenger RNA. RefSeq names its product replication factor C subunit 4-like. The record is from RefSeq and is a predicted model, not a curated record. Gene Ontology annotation, biological process: DNA repair; DNA-templated DNA replication. Gene Ontology annotation, cellular component: DNA replication factor C complex; nucleus. Bases 101 to 1171 code for a protein of 356 amino acids. The transcript is spliced from 10 exons. Gene Ontology annotation, molecular function: ATP hydrolysis activity; DNA clamp loader activity; DNA binding. Lineage: Eukaryota; Metazoa; Arthropoda; Malacostraca; Decapoda; Nephropidae.
AGGGACUGGAACCCUCCUUGUUUGUUUACAUCAGUUACGCGGGAAGACUAGACCAGGUGCAUAGAGAAGGUCCCCUGUAACUUAGAAUUGAUCAGUGGCCAUGCACGCUUUCCUCAAAACUGGCAAGCUUGGUGUAGGGUCAAGUUUAGCAGGACCCAGCAAGGAGAAGGGGCCCAAGAAGAAGGCACCUACACCAUGGGUUGAAAAAUAUCGGCCAAAAACUGUGGAAGAUGUUGCUUACCAGGAUGAGGUGGUGGCUGUUCUGAAGAGCACCAUAAAGGGUGCUGAUUUACCAAACUUGUUGUUUUAUGGACCACCGGGCACAGGUAAAACUUCAACUAUAUUGGCUGCCGCAAGACAGCUGUUUGGGGACCUUUUUCAUCAGAGAGUUUUGGAACUAAAUGCAUCUGAUGAGCGAGGAAUUCAAGUUGUGAGGGAGAAGGUAAAAAAUUUUGCUCAGACAACAGUGUCCAGCACCCGGCCAGAUGGUAAGCCAUGUAUUCCAUACAAAAUCAUUAUUUUGGAUGAGGCUGAUUCAAUGACCAAUGCUGCCCAAGCUGCCCUCAGACGUACUAUGGAAAAACAGUCCAGAACGACCCGUUUCUGUUUGAUUUGCAACUAUGUCUCUCGCAUUAUUGAGCCUCUCACGUCAAGAUGCUCCAAGUUUCGCUUUAAACCCCUUGCUCAAGAUAUCAUGGUGAAGCGAUUGUCUUACAUCUGUGAGGAAGAAAAUGUGAAGUAUGAAGAUGGUGUAUUACAGGACCUCAUUGAAACAAGUGAGGGAGAUCUGCGAAGAGCUAUUACUACACUGCAGUCAGCGGCUCGACUUAGAGAUGGUGAAGAAAUCAGCCAACACGAUGUAUAUGAGAUUACUGGUGUUGUUCCAGUGAAGUGGCUAGAUGAACUGUUUGAAGUCUGCAUGAGCAAUUCCUACGAAAAACUGAGUGAGUUUUUAACUACCAUGAUGGCAGAAGGUUACUCAGCAAGCCAGAUAAUGAAUCAGAUACAUGAUCACAUUAUUGUAAAUGACCUGCUAAGUGACCUUCAGAAAGCUGCCAUCUGUGAGAGACUAGCUGUAUGUGACCACCGACUCAUGGAUGGUGGUGAUGAGUAUGUGCAGGUGCUGGACCUCUCCUGCAUUGUCAUGAAGCAGCUGUGUCACUCUACUUGAAACAACUUGUUUUGAGGACUUUUUUUGUGGAGCUGUUGUUCACAGUGUAGAUAAUAUUCCUUGAUGCAUCUUUUUGUUGUUUUUUUCUCUUAUUGGAGCCUCAACAUUUGCAAGGUAUAAUAGGUUCCUGGAGCGCUCGCGAAUGUUAAAUUUGCGAAUAACAUUCUUUAAUUCCCUACUUUUAAUAUCAUACCUUAAAUUUAGGACUGAAGUCUAAAAAAAAUCUUAAAUAGAGCAAAAAACUUUACUAAGCCCUCUAAAUAUUACACAGGUACAUACAGUUACUUUAUACAGUCCAAACCCCAAGCACAGGUCUAAUACCAUGAUUAAUUAUUGAAGCAGUAAUAAUUAUUGUUAAUAGUGUAAAUAGUAAGUUUUGUGUAUACCGGCCCUGGUGUACAAUAUUAUAAUACUGAAGACAUUACUCACUUACUCUGCAUUGUGGUACAUAAUAGUUAUUUAAAUUACAUUGUUAAGAAAGUACCAGUGCUAAUUAGUAGGAAGCCUUUAAAAUAAAGAUGAAAUUCC